Nothobranchius furzeri (turquoise killifish) is the source of this 3259-nucleotide messenger RNA. RefSeq names its product wingless-type MMTV integration site family, member 1 (gene wnt1). Lineage: Eukaryota; Metazoa; Chordata; Actinopteri; Cyprinodontiformes; Nothobranchiidae. Gene Ontology annotation, molecular function: cytokine activity; frizzled binding. Gene Ontology annotation, cellular component: extracellular region. Gene Ontology annotation, biological process: cell fate commitment; canonical Wnt signaling pathway; neuron differentiation. The record is from RefSeq and is a predicted model, not a curated record.
AAGUAGCCCAGCAGGCAACAUGAGUAAUAGGACAACCAAGUCUUAUUGUUUCUUGAAGUUGCGCGCGCGCGUUUCGGACUGUUAGUGAUGAUAGUUUUAUUGCCUCAUAAAAAGGAACCUUUUGAAGGACAUUAAUGAUUAGACAUAUAGUAAUGCAUGCUUUAAACCCGUGAAGCAAUUGACGGGGAAAAGGAAACGGUAUUAGUACACGUUAGGGCACAUUUAGAGAGGAGGAGAUGCGGUUAGGGUGUUGGCUAGUAUAAAGGCACUUAGAUGGCUCAUAUUCCGCUGUAACUGUACUUGCUGUGACACCAGCGGUAAAGCAGCAGAGCGGACGCACCCACAGCAACUGUACACUGACAGGAACACUUCUCUGGACUUCUGGAUGCGGACGCAGCGGGAAAUAAUCCAACACGCAGAUUUUUGCAAAGGGGACUGAUUCUGUGAUGAUCGUGUGAUGACCACACAACUAAUAUGCGCAACAUUGUGGGUUGCCCUCCUUUAUCCCUUCUUCUUUUCUCUUUUCUGCUCAGUUGUUUUUCCUUAUUCAUUGUGAGCUGAAGAGAAUUAACCAUCCCUCCCUCCAAUCCUAUUGAGAAAAAAAAAACUGCGAAGAAAAAAAAGACAGAGGGAGAUGAGAGCAGCAAAUCCCCUUUUUAUUCCCCUCGUAGCGCUCAAUAACAGAAGAAUGUGUUGCCUAUCAGUCACCGAGGGGAUCAAGUCUUCGGGACUGUCCCACGCGUUCAAUGUGCCUUACAAAACAUCACUGAGAGAGACAGAGUGAAGAGGACAACAGCAGCAGCAUCCUGCCUGGACACUUCACAUCAUAGCAACCUGUCGCCUCUCCACGUCCAUUUAAGUCAAUUAGAGCUGCAGCAUCUCUCAUCGGACUGCGCUGUGUCAGGAUGAGGAGUCUGGCGCUGCUGCUGGGAGUGAAAGCCGCCUGCAUCCUCCUGGUGUCUUCGCUCUCACGCACAGGAGCCGUCAACAACAGCGGCCGGUGGUGGGGUAUUGUCAAUGUGGCUUCCUCAUCCAACAUUCUCACCAAUUCCAAGAAUGUGCAGUUGGUCCUGGACCCAAGCCUGGCCCUCCUGAAUCGUCGCCAGCGCCGGCUGAUUCGGCAGAAUCCUGGCAUCCUGCACGCUAUUGCUGCAGGGCUGCACACCGCCAUAAAGGAGUGCAAGUGGCAGUUCCGUAACCGUCGCUGGAACUGCCCGACCACCCACAGCUCCACUAUUUUUGGCAAAAUUGUCAGUCGUGGUUGCCGAGAGACAGCGUUUGUAUUUGCCAUUACCAGCGCAGGAGUGACCCAUGCUGUUGCUCGAUCCUGCUCCGAAGGAGCCAUUGAGUCGUGCACAUGUGAUUAUCGCCGGCGAGGUCCUGGAGGGCCAGACUGGCACUGGGGGGGCUGCAGUGACAAUGUGGAUUUUGGCCGGAUGUUCAGCCGUGAGUUUGUGGACUCCAAUGAGAGGGGCAGAGACCUGCGCUACCUCACCAACCUGCACAACAACGAAGCAGGCCGAAUGACUGUAUCAUCGGAGAUGCGUCAGGAGUGUAAGUGUCAUGGCAUGUCAGGCUCCUGCACGGUGCGGACCUGUUGGAUGCGCCUACCCAGUUUCCGCACAGUGGGAGACUUCCUCAAGGAACGCUUUGAUGGAGCAUCCAGAGUCGUUUAUGCUAACAAGGGCAGCAACCGAGCGUCUCACCGAGCAGACCCCCGACAUCUGGAGCCUGAAAACCCAGCACACAAACCCCCGUCCGUCAUGGACUUGGUCUAUUUUGAGAAAUCACCAAACUUCUGUUCCCACAGUGGCAAAUCUGGAACUUUGGGAACUUCGGGAAGAACAUGCAACAGCUCCUCUCCAGGCCUGGAUGGAUGCGAGCUGCUGUGCUGUGGACGUGGCUUUAAGACUCAAACCGAAAGUGUGACUGAACGAUGCCACUGCACAUUCCACUGGUGCUGUCAUGUCAGCUGUCUGAACUGUACCAGCUCACGAACAUUACACCAGUGUCUAUGAUCAAAGGUGGACACCUAGACGAGUGCAAGAGGCAUGAACGAGGAGCCAAAAAAGCCUUUUUACAUAAACAGAUCACUGGUUAAGGGGACCACAGGCACUCAGGAGGUUUGUGGUGUUCAGUAGAGGCGGGGAAAACUCCAAGCUUGAUAGAGUUAUCCUUCUGGAAGCAGAAUUCAAUCAGUAUUUUCAAAAUCCAAAGAUAAAAAACUAUUUUCGUGAACAGGGUACCAACAGUGUAAAUGUGCUUCCUCUUCACCUUUAACGGUAAAGUUUACAACACCUAUGUAGAGGAUUGAGAUAAGUUAGAGCUCUAAACGGGAAAAAACAGGUAUGUUUCAGGUUCUUAUGACAAGAGCAGAGAGAAUCAAACAUUUGAUCAUGUAUGAUGGUAAGGACUUCUGACUAGAGGAAAGUUUUAAUAACACAUCUGUUUUUAUUUUUUAAAUUAUUUUGGCCUCAGUUACAUGAAAAUUAGUAAUGAAUCCCUGGGCUGUGCAGCAUAGGCCUAGAUGUCUUCAGAUAUGUACAUUUUUUUUCCCAAUGUGUCAAUUUUUAUUUGACAUUUUUUCCUCAGAUGUCACUUAAACCUAAUAUCCCAUCUCCAUCAAAGAAAACAGAAACUGACACAGAACAAUUUGAAUGUAUUAUAAAUACACUGAAUAUUAUAGAAUUAGUUUAGCAAAACUGAGAGAAAACUACAAACAAUUCCAUGUUCUGGAUGAAAAUCUCAUGAUAAAACAGUGUUAUUAUAAAACUAAGUGUGCAGGAUUAAACCAGUCUAGGCUCAAAAUUUUUUAUUUGUCUAUAAAUUCAAUCGAUUGAGUGAAUCUUUUUUCACACGAGGAAGUUUACGCAAAAAAAAAAAAUAAUAAAGUCAAUGCAUAUCAGCUAAAGGAACCAAAAUGUUUUAUGUAUUAAAAUGUUAGAAUAUAUUUAUAAAGAUUUCACUUGCAGAUUUGCUAAAUGGUUUUUGAACCUAUCAGUGGCUGGAUGUUCAUGCCACAUUUAGUCAGUAAUUUUUUUAUUUUUUUAUUUUUAUUUUUUUACUUUAAAGCAGCUGAAAAAUGUUGCUAGAAACAGAAACUGAUUGCAAUUUUAUAUGCUGUCUGCAUUUGGUCAUGCACUGAAAUUUACUUUUUUAUGAGUGUAAAUAUAAAUAUUUAUUUUCAAGGAUUUUUAUACUGUUAUAGAUAAAUGUAAGAGCAGGUAUUUUUAGAUAUCAGUCAAAUAUUUAGGUUUUA